This is a messenger RNA of Rattus rattus (black rat), 733 nucleotides long. Its product is annotated as gamma-aminobutyric acid receptor-associated protein-like 2. Gene Ontology annotation, cellular component: autophagosome; cytosol; autophagosome membrane. Gene Ontology annotation, molecular function: ubiquitin protein ligase binding. The record is from RefSeq and is a predicted model, not a curated record. The coding region runs from base 4 to 357 and encodes 117 amino acids. The transcript has a single exon. Gene Ontology annotation, biological process: autophagy of mitochondrion; macroautophagy; autophagosome assembly. Lineage: Eukaryota; Metazoa; Chordata; Mammalia; Rodentia; Muridae.
GCCAUGAAGUGGAUGUUUAAGGAGGACCACUCGCUGGAACACAGAUGCGUAGAAUCCACGAAAAUCAGAGCGAAAUACCCUGACCGGGUUCCGGUGAUCGUGGAAAAAGUCUCCGGCUCUCAGAUUGUUGACAUUGACAAGAGGAAGUACUUGGUCCCAUCUGACAUCACUGUGGCUCAGUUCAUGUGGAUCAUCAGGAAAAUGAUCCAGCUUCCUUCUGAGAAGGCCAUCUUCUUGUUUGUGGACAAGACAAUCCCACAGUCCAGCCUAACUAUGGGACAGCUUUACGAGAAGGAAAAAGAUGAAGAUGGAUUCUUGUAUGUGGCCUACGGGGGAGAGAACACUUUUGGCUUCUGAGACCUUGCUGGGCUAGGUGCACCCUUCCUGCUUGUGUAUCUUGUAAAUAACUGGCUGUUCUCAGUUACUCCACCAGAACCUCCACACAGACCUACUAGUGCAUUUGUAACUGGAUUUAUUUUUUAAUAUAUUGGAAGGUUUUGUUUCCUUAGAUUAGUAAAUUAUCAUACAGAGUUUUAUUUUCAGUUUUCUUUUGUGCAGUGUCCUCAUGGCUAUAUGCUCCAAGGAACCUGUCCUCCAGAAUCAUAUUUAAUGAAGAUACUUCCGAAAUGAAGGGCGGUAGGUGUAGUAUUAAAGUGACAAGGAGGGAUGAUGCAUUGUUCUGGAUUAUGUUCGGAGUGUUAGACGGCUAAGUAUUAAAAGCCCCCAAAUUAAA